This is a messenger RNA of Ornithorhynchus anatinus (platypus), 1028 nucleotides long. RefSeq lists its product as uncharacterized. The coding region runs from base 1 to 948 and encodes 315 amino acids. The record is from RefSeq and is a predicted model, not a curated record. The transcript has a single exon. Lineage: Eukaryota; Metazoa; Chordata; Mammalia; Monotremata; Ornithorhynchidae.
AUGAAGAAUUCCCCGCCCUCGACGUGGACGGACGGGAGGCCGCGACGACCCCCGGCCCGCAGCGAGCUCACGGUGUCUCUCCCCCCGCGUGUCUCUCCGCGUCCGGCCCAGCUGGCGGUGCCCCCGUCCCCGCCCCCGUCCCCGCCGUCCACGCCGCCGGCCGUGUCCCGCAGCUCGUCCCCGCUCCGCCUGGGGCUCGCGUCGCUGCCGGGGUCCGAGCCGGACCUCCAGAGGCUGGUCCGGGCCGGGACCGCCCUCUACGACCUCCUGAAGCAGUUCGCCUCGGCCGUCAACUCCCUGGUGCAGCUGGUCAACCUGUACGUGGGGACCAACCUCCUGUCGGUGGCGUUGUCCGAGCAGAGCAGCCUGAGGGACUUCUUGGGCCGCGUGGCCGCCGCGGUGACCGAGGUGCGGCGGGCGGUGGAGGCCCGGGACACGGACAUGCGGCGGAGCGCCGGGCUGUCUCUCUACGGCCGCCUGGCCCUCCUGGUCUCGGCCCUGCUGGACAGGUCGAGCGAGGCCAGGGAGUUCCUCGAGCUGUCCCGCAGCGCCUUCGGCAGCGUCUACGGGCCCCUCGUCGUCGUGCUCCUCAAGAAGGUCAACCUCCCGGACUCGGUGGACCUGGCCAUCCGGCAGGUGGUCGCCUCGCCGGCCAUGUCCAUCCACGUGGCCGACCUCAUCCGCCUCCCGGGCCCGCCCGGGGAGGUGGCCUCGCCGCCGGCCGACCCGGGGGCCAAGGCGGAGCGGCAGGGCCGCCCCGGCUUCCUGAGGGAGCUGUGCGAGAGGCUGGUGGACCGCACGUGCCGGAAUCCGGCCGGCUCGGCGGCGGACUGCCUGGAGGAGGUCAACCGGGUCCUGGGCCCGCCCAUCGCCGUCCUCCAGAAGAUCCUCAAGGUCCUCCAGACCAACCUGGCCCUCCUCGUCAUGCUCUCCGACAAGGCCCAGUGAGGGCGGCCUCCGCGGGGGCCCGGGUCACCCGGAGGACCUAAAAUAAAGGACGUCGGGACUCCACCGACGGGUGGCACGCG